AUUGCUUCCAUCUCGACAGCGCCGCAACUUUCGCGGCUUACGCGUACCAUAUAUCAGUCUCGUUACUUUAUCACUUUUCAUUUGGCAUCUGUUUCAGAGCCAAGUUUUCUGUACGGCAAGGGCAUACGCGACUGGCAUGGCUUCACAUGCGGACAGUGCGCACGAUCUGCUGGAUCUAGAUAUUCAGACUCUGCGCCAAUUCGUCCAGUUCUUCCCAAACAAAGGCCUCUCAAAAGUCUUAACAGGAUAUCUAAGUAGUGGAAUCUCGAAAUACCCACUUUCCGAUGAAGCUCCUGAUGAGCCUGAUCUCAGCGAAGGUGGGGUUUCGCUAACACGAAAUGCACCCCUCUCGCAACAAGAUUGCCUGGAGCUGAUGAGCGAAGGCUUGGAAGAGGCAAAACGCUCUCCGCUCGCCCACUGCCUGGUAGGCGACUACUGGCUCUCAUUGGAAGAAUACGAGGCUGCUGUGGAGACCACUCGAAAAGGGCUGAAACUUGCUGCUACUGAGGCCAAAAAGACUGACCUUACAUUUCAAAGGGUAAAGGAUGCACUGAGCAGUACGCUCGCCACAGCUCUAGUGUACUACCAGGCGCCACGGAAUCAUGCAGAAGCAAAGAAAAUAUUUCGUUCCAUAUUAGACCGGAAGCCUCACUUUACCAGUGCUCUGAUAGGAAUUGGUCUCAUUCUAGAGGAAGAGGAAGAAUAUGGUGAAGCGGUUGAGUUUCUCGAGCAAGCUCUAUCCCAAGACCUAUCAAACGGACGUAUUGGUGCUGAAGCGGCGUGGUGUCAAGCUCUCAAUGGCGACUACCAGGCCGGAUUGGAUCGAUUACAGGAAUACCUCGAAUACCCUCAAAUGGAUGCCUCAAAUCAGCGCGGUCGAGAAUUGCGAGCGCAAACGUUGUACCGCAUCGGAGUGUGUUUGUGGGAGCUGGAUCCUUCCAAAACUGCACGGAAAAGUCGACAAGGUGCAUAUUCGAGAUUUCUCGCCGCCAUCAAGGCCAAUCCCAAUUAUGCUCCACCGUAUACAAAACUUGGCGAAUUCUAUGAAGACUACAACAAGGACCGCAAAAGAGCUCGGCAGUGUUUUCAAAAGGCCUUUGAACUUUCUCCCUCUGAGAUACUAGCGGCUGAACGCCUCGCCCGAUCCUUUGCAGACCAGGGCGAAUGGGACAUCGUGGAGGUCGUAUCUCAACGAGUUGUGGAUUCCGGCAAAGUUCGUCCUGCUCCAGGCUCAAAGAAGAAAGGCGUGAGCUGGCCUUUCUCAGCACUCGGUGUAGUGCAAAUGAACAAGCAAGAGUAUCAGAAGAGCAUCGUUUCCUUCCUGUCGGCCUUGCGCAUCAGUCCAGACGAUUAUCAUUCGUAUGUUGGUCUUGGUGAGAGUUACCACAAUUCUGGGCGCUACAAUUCCGCGUCACGUGCAUUCAACUAUGCUGAAAACCCAACUGAUGGAGUCGUUAUGAAGAAGAGCGAAGGUGCAAAUUGGUUUACCAAGUACAUGCUGGCCAAUGUCAACCGAGAGCUGAGUGAGUUUGAUGAGGCAAUCAAAGGCUACGAGGAAGUCUUGAACGAAAAGUCAGAAGAAUUUGGUGUUUCCAUCGCAUUGUUGCAGACACUUGUGGAGAAGAGUUGGCGAUGCGUGGACAGUGGUUUCUUCGGCGAAGCUUCUGCCAGUGCACAACGUGCGAUCGAAGUGGCGAUUUCGAUCACCAAAUAUAAACCCGAAGCAUUCAAUCUUUGGAAAGCUGUCGGCGAUGCUGUUUCCAUAUUCACAUGGGUACAGGAGAAGUUGAACACAGUCUCACUUGCAACGGUAGAGAGCCUUCUCCGGGCACCUACAAGCAGCGAAACCCAGGUCGAUUAUGAUUCGCAUCUCGAAUUAGAUGACAUCGGUUCUUCACAGUUGGCACAAAUCGGAAAAGCUGAUCAGUCAAACCUCAAGCCUAGUGAAUUAUUGACCAUGGUGCUCCAUGCUUCUAUUCUAGCCCAGAAGAGGGCAAUAAUUAGCUGUGUCGGCGAUGUUCACGCUCAAGCUGUGGCCUGGUACAAUCUAGGCUGGACCGAGUACCGAGCACAUGUGUGUUUAGAACAAGAGCAGGAAAACCAGGGCCUGACAACCUUCUUGCGCGCAGCCAUCAAAUGCUUCAAGCGUGCCAUCGAGCUAGAGGCAGGAAACUCCGAGUUUUGGAACUCACUGGGUGUCAUUACCACAACGCUCAAUCCAAAAGUUGCCCAACAUGCAUUUGUGCGAUCUCUGCACCUGAACGAGCGCAGUGUGCGGGCAUGGACGAACUUGGGAACACUAUAUUUACUCCAAAGUGACCAGGAGCUAGCACAUACCGCCUUCUCCCGUGCACAAUCGACUGAUCCGGAUUAUGCCUUGGCUUGGGUAGGAGAGGGUAUCGUCGCUCUUUUAUGCGGCGAUGCGAACGAAGCACUGAAUCACUUCACUCAUGCAUUCGAGUUAUCGGAGUCUUCCUAUCUGAUCACCAAGCGUCAAUACGCCGUCUCAACAUUCGACCACCUAAUAUCAUCGCCAUCAGCUUCGAACAACAUUACACACCUUAUUCAACCCCUGUUUGCGCUGCAUCAAUUAAGGUUCCAAGCGCCUUAUGAUAUACCUCAUAAUCACCUUGCAGCACUCUUCUUGGAGAGGAUCGGUAACCACGAAGCUGCCAUUAAAGCUUUGAACUCCAUCUGUGAGACUACAGAGCAAGAGUAUGAGACCUCUGAGGCUAUUUCUGCUCUCGCACGCUAUGCACAAGCCAAGACUGAUCUAGCACGCAAUCUGCUUGCUACCAACUCCUACUCCUCUGCUGUCGAAGAAGCCGAGACUGCCAUCGAUCUUCUUUCGGACUUCGAGGACGAAUCCGUCCUCUCAUCAAAUGCUUUAGCCAAAACCAGGCUCUCAGCCAGGUUGACCGCAGGUCUUUCUCACUACUACCUGCAAGAUAUCGAUGCUAGCAUACCUUACUUCCGCACAUCGUUGGAGGAGAGUCAAUCAGACCCAGACAUCAUUUGCCUCCUCGCAGAAGUCCUGUGGGCGACUGGCAAGGAGCACGAGAAAGACAUCGCCCGGGAGCAGCUGUUUGCUGCUGUCGAAGGAUCUGGAAGACACGUUGGCAUUGUCACGCUUCUAGGAGCAAUGGCAGUUGUAGACGAUGAUGUUGAGACAUGCGAGGCCGUUCUCGAAGAUCUAUCCGCCCUACGUACGGACCGUAACCUCGACUCGCACCAACUUGCUCGUGUAGAGAAGAUCUGCGAAGCUAUAGCCAUACUAACCGGUGGCGAGCAGGAGGCUCUGAAUGAGAUUAAGCGUAGCGUCAUGCUCAAUCCAUGGAAAUACCAAGGGUGGCAAGACCUCGCUGAAGCGACAGACGAGAGCUACGCCGGUAUCAUGGCUAGAGAAACGGCAAGAAGGAAUGUACCGCCUGUGGGCGAUUUAGAUGCCACCGGUCUGGCAACUGCUUUUGCGGGCACUGGGUUGGUGGCUGAUGCUCAGAGAUGUGUUAUGCUUGCUCCAUGGAGAAAAGAGAGUUGGACCAGUCUUGCGGAUACACUCAGUGGAAGUGCUUGAUUACCAAUCUUGACAACGCCUGAACACUGGAGUGCUUUACGUUACCUGCUUUUGUAUGCAUGCACUACAAGCGGCGAACCUAGUAUCAUGGGCAUUGUAUCCAAUUGGAGCUGUCUACACCGUCUCUCGGUGCGUAAAGCGUUAGUACUCGAAAUUCAAAUACCAAUGAAAAUAUACCACAAUUAUCAAU
Molecule: messenger RNA, 3764 nt
Organism: Aaosphaeria arxii CBS 175.79
Lineage: Eukaryota; Fungi; Ascomycota; Dothideomycetes; Pleosporales
Product: TPR-like protein
Exons: 3
Coding region: 137-3574 (1145 amino acids)
Cellular component (GO): Ski complex
Molecular function (GO): protein binding
Source: RefSeq, a predicted model, not a curated record